UGGGCGGAGUCAGAGCGGCCUGAUAGCGGCCCGAGCGCCUCGCACACAAUCACAGACACACGACGCACCGCUGCAGGAUGGAUCGAGGAUAUUCUUCAGGGUUCUCUGGCUGGGGAGGAUCGGGUGGAGGAGGAUCGUCCAGAGGCUCGGGCGGUUACGACCUGUACGGAUAUAAGGACUCCAUGUCCAGCAGCGGCGGGUUCGGAGGCGGCGGGUACGGAUCCAGCGAUCGGAUGAAGAGAGGACUCUCUGGGGGAUCUCUGCUGUCCUCCAGCGGCUCCAACGCAGACGAUGUCAUCGCCAAGAUCAACCAGCGGCUGGACAUGCUGACGCAGCUGGAGGGAGGCAUGAAGAGCGGCGCUCGCGGAGACAGGCAAGUGAAAGCUCAGCGCGACGGGCAGAAGAAGAGGAAACAGACUCUGAGCGCUGCCGACGAGCCAGAGUCCAAGAUGGGCAAAACCGACACCGCGGGAGACACGACGGCCACCGACGCUGCGGCGGGAGAGCAGACGCAGGAGUCCGAGGAAGCGGCAGCCACCGCCGGUGAGUCCAAAACAGAAGAUGGAGGAGAAAGUGCUGCGCCAUCCAAUCAGGACGAGAGUGCCCAGGCCAAGGGGAAGAAGACUCCGCCCGCUGCGGCCAAAGUCAGGAAGAGGAGGGGCUUCUUUGAAAGGUCAGGGGUCAAAGUGUCUGCACACAGGAUGACGUUCGCCUGCUCCGUCUGCAAGUUCCGCUCGUUCUACAGCGAGGACAUGGCCGUCCAUCUGGAGAGCAAGUUCCACAAGGACCACUUCAAGUUCCUGUCCAAUCAGCUGUCCAAGCCCACCACCGACUUCCUGCAGGAAUAUCUGAAUAAUAAGUACAAGAAGACGGAGCAGCGAGUGAGUCAGAUGGACAACCACAGCACCGUCAUCUGCCAGGUGUUCAAAGAGCAGGAUCUGACGCGAGAUCUCGGCAUGGAGCACUUCAUGAAGAAGGUGGAGGCGGCUCACUGCUCGGCGUGCGACGUCUUCAUUCCCAUGCAGCACACGCUGAUCCAGAAGCACCUCAAGUCCCCUGACCACAACUACAAUCGCAAGGGCAUGAUGGAGCAGUCCAAGAGGUCGAGUCUGUCCGUGGCGCGCAGCAUCCUCAACCACAAGGUCAUCGGCAAGAAGCUGGAGAGCUACCUGAAGGGUGAAAAUCCGUUCAACGGUAACCAGGAUGACCAGGAUCCCGAGGACUCCAUGGGGAUGGAGGUUUCUGAGGCUGAUCUCACCAAUGAAAGCCUGAAUGAGAUCAAACAGGAAGAGGAGGGGCCUCUGGCAGAGGGGGCGGAGCCUGUCGCAGAAGCUGUUGGAAAUGGGGAGGGGCAUGAAGAGGAUGCGAAGAUGGAGGCAGAGGAGGGCGUGGAGGAGGGUGUGGAGGUGGGCGAGGAGGAGGCGGCUGAGCACGGCGUUGAUGCAGGAGACGCUGAUGCCGUACUGGCCGAAUAAUCGUUAAAGAAACCGCUGAUUAGUGUCCAUUUGAAGAAUCACUUCUACAUCCUAAACCUUUGAACUUUAUAUGAAAGCUGACCCUGGAUCAGGGCAGAAAUGCAGCCUGAGGACCAAUCAGAAUAAAGCCUGCCUUGUGUUCGUCCAAUCACAGGAUUGCUCCGCCCCUCUACGCAUGUGCGUUUGGUCUGAUUAGAUGCACGCGUGUGUCAUGUGACUGUUGAUGUGCCUCUUGAGAUGAUUUCAGUUUGUCACGUCUUUACACGCUGAAGCAAAACGUUUAAUUUCCUUCUGAUUUUUCGUUUCGUUUGGUUUCAUGGAUGUUGCCCUGUAGAGCAGAAGUGAAAUGCUUUAAUUUUGCAGUUUCCACUCAUUGUUUUUCUCUUGUUGAGGAAAUAAAUG
Messenger RNA from Sinocyclocheilus rhinocerous, 1877 nucleotides. Its product is annotated as A-kinase anchor protein 8-like. NCBI's taxonomy places the organism in Eukaryota, Metazoa, Chordata, Actinopteri, Cypriniformes, Cyprinidae. Gene Ontology annotation, molecular function: DNA binding. The coding region runs from base 78 to 1475 and encodes 465 amino acids. The transcript is spliced from 12 exons. The record is from RefSeq and is a predicted model, not a curated record. Gene Ontology annotation, cellular component: nucleus.